Ictidomys tridecemlineatus (thirteen-lined ground squirrel) is the source of this 4132-nucleotide messenger RNA. RefSeq names its product NIPA like domain containing 3 (gene Nipal3). Gene Ontology annotation, biological process: magnesium ion transport. NCBI's taxonomy places the organism in Eukaryota, Metazoa, Chordata, Mammalia, Rodentia, Sciuridae. The record is from RefSeq and is a predicted model, not a curated record. Gene Ontology annotation, cellular component: membrane. Gene Ontology annotation, molecular function: magnesium ion transmembrane transporter activity.
UCUCCUCGCUGAGGUCUCUCCCAAAUGUCACUUCUUCGUCUGUAAAAUGGGCGUGCGUUCAGUGUCCCUCCCAGAGUUGCUGUGAGGAGCUGAACCAAAAGGCGUGCGCGUGAAAAUGCGUGUGUGAUGGAGAGCGUUUUGACAUCUGCAAAGCUCCACUCGGAUGGCACUAGUGCAGCUGGACACGGGGGAAGCGGCAGUCGGGCGGAAGGCUCGCGGCCGCCCCCUUCGGUAUGGCCAGGCUGCAGAUGUGCUGGGAAGCACGGUGUGGAGCCCAGACAACAGGUGGCACCGGAGGGCAGGACAGGAGAGGUACGUCUGGCUCCCAGUACACUCGAGGACUUGGAGGGGAGCUAGGUCUUGAAGGACGUUUAGGAUUUGGGGACGUGGAAUGCGGGACUAGCAAAGCCCGGAGGUGGGCGUGAGAAUUAGAAGGGAGGACACCUGUCGGGCAGGUGGAGGUGAGCAAUCUCCUGAGCUCUCCUGCCCUGCCAGAGGACGGGGAGGGAGGUUGCUCCAACGUUCUUCCUCCGUCCACUAGAGGGGACCCCACCAGGUGAGCGCCCAGCUGGGUCCCCAGGUCUCUCUCCUACGCUUCAAGCAAGCUUAGCGCCGCAGCCAAUGGCCGGAGGAUGUCCCGCCCAUCCCCUCCGCACAACCACUCGCCUGCGCCAAGUCCCCGCCAGCUUCUGACUGACAGGAUGCCAGACAAAUCAGAUUGCGAUAUUUGAAAGCAAAACACUGCAGCACCCGGCAGCUCCGAGUUGGGAAGGAAUUAAGGAGGCUGUGCCUCCGGGUUGUACCAGGAGCCCAAGUCAUUUCUCAGAACCCUCGGCCAGGUGGACCUUCGAGCGAACGCCGCCGAGCACAGCAAGAAUUGGAAACGCACCCUCCUUGUCUGCUUGGGAGAGACAGAGAUUGGCUCUCCACUCCGGGAAGCCGAAGAGAAAGCUAUAGAUCAGCCAGAAGAGCCUCGAGUGCUUUUUGGCCGAGGAGGAGAUGGCUGCCGGGAGGAGGUGAGCAUCUUGGGGAAGAUGGCGUAGCCGCACUCCAGCUCCAGGCCGGGCCCUGAGGAUGAGCCACUAGAGCGCCAUGGACGGAGCCCAGAGCGCAGGACUGCAGCUGCAGCAGCUCCCGCCCACCAGCAGCGCCGCCUCCGGGGGCGAGGCUUCCUUCUCCUACAAGGAAAACCUGAUUGGCGCCCUCUUGGCAAUUUUUGGGCACCUCGUGGUCAGCAUCGCACUUAACCUCCAGAAGUACUGCCACAUCCGCCUGGCGGGCACCAAGGACCCGCGCGCCUACUUCAAGACCAAGACAUGGUGGCUGGGCCUCUUCCUCCUGCUGCUGGGCGAGCUGGGCGUGUUCGCCUCCUACGCCUUCGCCCCGCUCUCGCUGAUCGUGCCCCUCGGUGCCGUCUCCGUGAUAGCUAGCGCCAUCAUAGGAAUCAUAUUCAUCAAAGAAAAAUGGAAACCUAGAGACUUUCUGAGGCGCUAUGUCUUGUCCUUCGUGGGCUGCGGUUUGGCUAUCGUGGGCACCUACCUGCUGGUGACCUUCGCCCCCAACAGCCACGAGAAGAUGACGGGCGAGAACAUCACCAGGCACCUCGUGAGCUGGCCUUUCCUCCUGUACACGCUGGUGGAGAUCAUUCUCUUCUGCCUGCUGCUCUACUUCUACAAGGAGAAGAACGCCAACAGCAUCGUCGUGAUUCUCCUCUUGGUGGCUUUGCUCGGCUCCAUGACAGUGGUGACAGUCAAGGCCGUGGCUGGGAUGCUGGUCCUGUCCAUCCAGGGGAACCUGCAGCUCGACUACCCCAUCUUCUACGUGAUGUUCGUGUGCAUGGUGGCCACCGCCAUCUACCAGGCCGCGUUCCUAAGCCAAGCCUCCCAGAUCUACGACUCCUCCUUGAUUGCCAGUGUGGGCUACAUCCUGUCCACCACUGUGGCCAUCACUGCAGGUGCAGUGUUUUACCUGGACUUCGUCGGGGAGGAUGCGCUGCACAUCUGCAUGUUUGCACUCGGGUGCCUCAUUGCGUUCCUGGGAGUCUUCUUAAUCACACGGAACAGGAAGAGGGCCAUUCCAUUUGAGCCCUACAUUUCCAUGGAUGCCAUGCCAGGGAUGCAAAACAUGCAUGACAAGGGGAUGACGGUGCAGCCUGACCUCAAAGCUUCUUUUUCCUAUGGGGCCCUGGAAAACAACGACAGCAUUUCCGAGAUCUACACUCCUGCCACACUGCCAGUCAUGCAAGAGGAACACGGCUCCCGAAGUACCCCGGGGGUUCCCUACCGAGUGCUGGAGCACACCAAGAAGGAGUGAGCCUCCCGGACUGAAGCUCGCCCCCCUGGCCGCCCACACCGGGCUGACGUGGCUCCCUUCCUUCUACAACUUGCCUUUCAAGUCGUUUUUUGUUUGUUUUUUUGAUCGAGAACUCUAUAGAAGGGGGAUCUUGGAAAGCCUUUGUGACCUUGGUCUUGAACUUCCAAAUGGGGAGGCUGGGGAGGGGGAGAAGAGUAUUCCAGGUGGGCUGCGUGGAAUUCAGCCCAGCCUGGCUUAGCCUUCUGGCCUCCCGAGGGCACUGAGCCUCCCCAGGCAGUGACCAAAGGUUGCCGUGCUCUUGGGCACUGCAGGCAAAGAUUCUGCUCUUACUCCUAAAUCCAGUGAAGCCCUGGGGACCUCUGAACUCGUCCUCCGCCACUUGCAGGCUUAUCUCCCACCUUCUCACUCACAAUUCGUAUUUUUGACAUUAUCCACUGGCUCCAUUCAGGGGCAUAGCAGGCCUGCUGUGAGCGGAACACGCGGUCACUGGCGCCUUGGCAGUGUCCCUCGGCCUCUGGUCAUCAGUGCUGGAUCUGCUCUAGAAACUAAUGUGGUAUUGGUCCUGUGAGAACUGCAUGAUCGUGUUUCCCCCAAAGGAGUGGGGGAGUUAGAGAAGAAGGAGGAGAAUAGGAGGACUUGGAGCCAGGGGAUGUCUUUAUACAGGACAGACAGGAAAUCUGAGUUACUUUCCCUCCCAACACCCACUGGGAAGUCUGGAGGCGCUCAGCCCAGAGCCAGCCUGCAGCCACCCAGCCCAGAGCCAGCCUGUAGCCACCCCCUCCGUGCUCUCCUUCAGAGACCCACCACCCACCUGUGAGGUACUGGUCAUUUCCCUCGGAUCAGUGCAGGCUGCUGGCGUCCCCGGCCACAGCGCUGUGCAUGGGAGAAGCAGCUGUACUCACAGAUGGGCUGCUGCUCCCUCUGGCUGCAGACCUGAUCAUCUUAAAGGAAAGAAAGGUUUGCAAACUUUAAUGAACAUAAGGGUCCCUCAGGAGUUUAUUUAAAAUGCAGAUUCCUGCACCCCAGCCACGGAGACAUUUUAGGUGGGCCUGUGGGGUGGGGCCCAAGUAUCUGCAUUGGCAAAUGGCACCACAGCUAGUAACCGGAGAUCACAGCCCUCGAAAGCCUGCAGUGGAAAGAGGCAGCUGUUAGGACCCCAAGGGGCCCCUGCUAGAAGGUGAGAGUUGUGCUUCCAUUUCCUCUCUGGGCUGCUUGUGGCAGGUUGAGUGGCCCCAUAGGAUCUGUAGCUUUCCCCCACCCUGUGAGUACUACUUAGAUCAGCUGCUGCUUCCCAGGGCAGCCUUUAACUAAGGCAGGAUAACAGUGUUAACAGGCCAGUGUUGAUAGGUCACUUAUCUCUAUAGAUUGUGCUUAAUGCUGAUUUAGUUCCCUGACUUCACAAUUCCUGUUGUCCAUGAUAACCACUCUGUAUUGUGUCUUAACCACUUCUGUAUUGUCUUAAACGCCUACCAAGGCAACAAAGAGCUUUUUGUUCCCUUAGGAUGAGUAUCAAAAACCGUUCAACAAUAUUUAUGAGGUAUUUACUGCUGUUAAGCAUUUAGAGGGUGAAGCUACAGCAGGACAGGGUUCCCAUCCUCCAGCCAGCAGGGGGAGACACAGGGAUGCAGGAGACUCCUGCAGGGCUGUGAGAGGUGCACACUUUUUUUGCGGGGCUGGGGAUGAACCCCAGGCCUUGCACACAAUAGGCAAGUGCUCUACCCCUGAGCUACACUCCCAGCCCCAAGAGUAGACCACAGAAAGCAACAGGCUAGGCCCUGAGCCCAAAGGGUUUUCAAAAUUGGAGGUGAUUCUGGCCCCA